CAAAAAAGCAUCAAUUGAUCAUGCUUUAGCUUUGAAUUCAAGCAUAGUAUACUGAGAAAAGCUAAGUCAAAAAAUGAAUUUGUAUGUACACAAGAAAUACAGUCAACUCUCGCCUUACCGACACCCCUCUACAAAGGACAGUAACACAGCGGACAACGGACAGUAUUGCGGACAGUAAAAUAAUGAAUCCCCGRAAAAAAAAAGGAAUGACUGAAAGUAACUCUCGUUACUACGGACCCUCGCUACUACGGACACUAGAUUACGGUCCCGACGGUGUCCGUAAUAACGAGAGUUUACUGUAGUAACAGUGAUUCUUGUUUUUAGGSUACCAUAUCCAAGCAAUGGUAUCACCCAUCGGGUUUCCUUUYGACGAGGCAUAUCUUGACGCAACAAGCGUAGAUUACAUUAGCUUAGCUGCCGAUAUCCAACACGAGGUUGCUUUUCUUGCAAGAACAAUUCCUGGAUUCCUCUCAGCGAAAGUCAUUCGAUUUAAUCCGUGGAAUAAGCCUAAUUCCCCAAAAGCACAAACCGAAGCUGAGGUGGAAAUUCAGUGUAUUGAGAAUACAACAGAUUACCUUGAGAUUGCGCUUCAAGAGAAAGUAGCCAAGGACAAAGUUUUCCUAGACCCAAAACGUCUGUACUUCCACCAUCUGAAUGACCAGGAUUACCURUGUGAUAUGAAGAUCAACCUAAACCCUCAUCCCUCAAACGCCACACUAAUCCUAAGAACGGAGAACGUUAGUGCCGAGGCCAAGCACCAAUGUAAAAUCUUUAAGAAAUCCUAYGGACGAUGGGAGGCUUCCGUCAUGUACGAAUCAAGCAAAACGUUCUCUCCACUUAUCCCGCUUCCUGGAAASGGUGGAAAAGUUACAAUUCCAGCACGUAGAUUCCCACCAACGUUAAUCUAUGUCCGRCAUGUACUAAAAACAGAGCAGAUCGAAGUGUUUUCAUACGGACUUGUUAAAAUUGAACUUCCACCUUUAGUGGUCAAUAUCACGGGGCCAMAAGAGGCCAAGAAAGGCCAGGGCAAGAUAAUAUUGGAUGCUUCCAAAUCAAAUGAUCCAGAUACACCAACGGAUCAGGAUGGAAAACUWAUUUUCACCUGGUUUUGUAAACGCGAGGAUGAUUUUACUUAUGCGCAGUAUUCGGCAMGACGUCGUCAACGAUAUCGAUUUCGCUAUCUCUACACAAAACAGUUUAUGCGUUCGAUCCCAGCAGAUGUAGACCAUGGUAGACCAUUCACGGACGAUGGAUGUUUCGGGUAUGGUCCUGGUCGACUAUCCCAUAAGGGUCCAAAACUCGAAGUAGAAGUUGAUAAGAUGAAGUCGAAGUACAAGUACAUCUUCAAGGUAGUUGUGUCCAAAGGACGAAGAAAGACUGAAAUGGAGCACACUUUAACGAUCAAUCCAUCGGUGAAGCUUAAAGUCAGAUGUACCAGCAACUGCAAAAAUCUCACAUCAUGGGAUAAAUUCGAAAAAGUAAGCAAGUUAAGAAACCUCAUCCUAGACACAAAAUGCAUAGGUAGGCCGUGUCCCACAAUAUCAAGCUAUAGGUGGAAUGUUUUUACAGAACAACGAAGCAGGGUGAAUGGGUCAUGGUGGAGAAAGGUGGASAAUCUUAACAAUUUCAUUGAGGGACUUAGACAUCAGCGGAGUUUGAUCUUGACAAGUCUUAUGAAYAUCGGGAACUGGAAAAUAAGAAAUCAACGYAUUAAAAUACGAGCAACAAUUAARAUAACAGUUAACAGRAAAAUUCUCGAAGAGGAAGACGAGCUUACUUUAGAGUUAAACUCCCCUCCUCGACCAGUAGAAUCCAAYACAAAAGGGUGYGAAUUGACCCCAUCUUACGGCAAGGCGUGGGAGACAGAUUUCCAUAUCAAAUGUGGCGAAUGGUACGACGAAGAUGGAGUAGAUUCCUUUGAGUUCAGGUACAAGCGAUUCAGUAACAUAGUGAUUAUAAAGAAAGGACCCAUGUCUAGCGCWUCGACUAGACUGCCGCGAGGUAUCAAAGAAGACAACGAUACAAUUUCUGUACAAAUUAAGAUUUAUGAUGAAGCUGGAGAUUAUACAAUGCUUACUAAGAAAGCAAAGGUAUUGGUACCCAACCAAACAGACUUGGCUGAACAGAUCCAAGGAAUCAUCAAAGAYACCGAUAACGACCUUGACAUUUUCAUCAARAACAACCAAACAACAUCUGCAAACGAGUUGGCGAUAGCUUUAUGUUCGAUUGUGGAUACUUCAGAUACCAAGAAUGGAAAUAAAGACACACGUUUGCGGAAAAAUCUUGGUGUGACAAAAGACGUUGCCACGAAGUUGAAGAACAAGAUUUUAGAGAAAUUAGACGCAUCWAGGAAUACAACAAAUUGGGAACAAACAACUCAAAUAUUGACGGUUGUAAAUCUUGCCACAAUAAAUCCAGAAGAAAUWACACUUACAAUGCAGGAAAAAGCCUUAAAAUUAUUAAGCACUACGAAAGACUUUUUGAAAAGGGAAAUCCUGAGAAAUGGAGUUCUUUCMGAACUCGCCAAAGCAACAUCUAUCAACUUCAUCCAAGGAAUCGGUAAUCUGUUGCAGUCGUUUACAUAUGCAAUGCGCAACACACCAGAGAUGGACCACUUUAAGAGACUGAGGAAUAAACAAAACACCGAAAAAGCUUUACAAGAACUCCGAGAGAUCGGUGAUACAUUGCUGACUACUCAAAAGAUGGACGAAAAACCAAGAAUGUUCAAUGCGAAGACAAUUUCAGUGAUAAUCUCAAAGAAUUCUCCAUCAAUGUUGCGUAAAUUGUCAGGAACGCCUUUGGCUCCUUUYAGUGGUAGAAACGUUCRUUUUCCUUCACUUGGGRCAAUUUUUCAUAGCAGCAACGCAAGUUCGUUGUCUUCAGUUCAAUCCAAGAUUAUAAUGUUCACCAAUAAUCCUUUCACCUGGGAUAGUACAGCCAACCUUGUCAACUCRUGGGCCAUCGAUAUCAACCUUUAUAACAACGGCAAACACUUUGAAGUGACCAACCUGAACAAUCCAAUUGGCAUCUUUAUCCCAGUGGACAAACCUCUUCCCAAUUUACCAAUCGCUCCAAACUUUAUCAAGCCAACAACAAAUACUUCUGAUAUCUCAAGACUGCGAUAUCAUAUUUUUAAUAUCCAGAACAAGCACUCCGUUGUCAUGAUUAGACUUCAGCCCCCCAAAGGACGAAAGCUCGAGGUUUUUGUCAGAGCGCUUGUAAGACCAUUACCAUGGAAAUAUAACUACACAACUGUCAUCCCAGACUUUAGCAGAUGUCAAAGUGUUGUGAUCAACGGCACCAUGUCGCAUGUUAACUGCAGUGAAGAUCCGUACAUAUUCAACAUUUCGAGUACUUUGACUGGGAAAACAGGGAAGCACUUUGUUGGUAUUAGGUAUUUGGAUUCAGAUAGCAUCCACCAAGAAGUCAGACAACGUCUCAAGAGGGACUGUGGUUCAGGAAGAAGGAAGAAAAGAUCAUGUGUCGGUGUUAAGGACCCGCCUACUAUGCCUGCUCCAACACGUGUCAUUAUUCCUCAAUAUAAUAAAACGACAGAUAUCAAUUACACCUUGACGAUUUCAUCGUCUGCUUGCCUGUACUGGUCUGAAAGGGAACAGAUUUGGACGAACCAUGGRUGUAAGUCAGGCCCGUUAACCGUCAACGGCUCGAUUCACUGUCUUUGUAAUCACCUUACAACAUUUGGUGGCGACUUCUUCAUACAGCCAAACCCCAUCGACUUUGAUAAAGUGUUUCUUACCUUAACAAACCCCAAAGUAGAAGACUUUGUCGUAAUGACGACCGUUUUAGCAAUUGUAGUUUUGUACCUGAUUGGGAUUAUAAUUGCACGAAGAGCUGACAACAACGAUGAAAGGAAAGCUAUUCCAGAUAUCUACCUGUCAGAUCGUGGUGACUAUCUCUACGAAAUAUCAGUUGCCACUGGUGUAUGGAGGGGCAAUGGAACGACCGCAAAUGUGGGCAUGAUCUUAUAUGGAGACAGUGGUUACACAGAAACAAUAACGUUGAACGACACUACACUCAACAAGAAAUUCUUCGCUAGGGGAAGUAUCAACACGUUUAUGCUAUACUUGCCCAAGGGUCUGGGAAAUUUGUACAAGAUCAAGAUCUGGCAUGACAACAACGGCAUCAGUCCCGCGUGGUUCCUUAGAGAGGUUGAAAUCAGGGACCAACAAGACAAUACAGAAUGGAUUUUCCUGGCCAACAAGUGGCUUGCACUUGAAAAGGGCGACGGGGAAAUCGAAACUGAAGUCCGCGCAGCUGAAAAGAAAGAGAUUCGAGGCUUUAAGAACGUCUUCCAUUCCAGGGCAUCAAACAGUUUGGCAGACGGUCACUUGUGGGCAUCUGUAUUCAUGCGUCCCCCUCAAUCGACGUUCACGCGUGUGCAGAGACUYUCAUGCUGCCUGUCAAUCAUUUUUGCAACUAUGGUAACCAAUGCUAUGUUUUAUCAGUUUGGAAGCCAAGUGCACGACACCUUYAAACUUGGCCCCCUGAAAGUCAGUUGGACCCAGGUCAAGAUAGGUCUUCAAAGUGCAUUGAUUGCCAUUCCCGUGAAUGCAAUUAUUGUGACUAUCUUYAGAAAUGCUCGUCCUAAGGAUAAUUCACCAGAGAUUUACCAGGCAAUUUCCACCAUCGCCAAAGGUCAAAAGUCCGAUAAAAGUCAAGGUCUACGUCAUGGAUUUGUGUACCUGGGGUGGUUCUUGUGCAUUGGAACGUCAAUUGCUUCAGCAACUGUUAUCAUUCUGUACAGCUUGUCCUGGGGUGGYGAAACUGCAAACGAAUGGCUCACUUCCAUCCUAGUUUCAUUAGUGCAGGAUAUUUUCUUCACUCAACCAAUAAAAGUAAUCUUAAUAGCUUCAUUGCUCGCGUUGUUAUUGAAAAAGCCACCAGAUCUCGAAAAAGCUCGUGGCUCACCACGCUGGAAGAACAAACUAAAACAGAAAAAGGUCCCAACACUCAAAGGCGAAGAACUGGAAAACGCUCGGUUAGCGAGAAAGAAAAUCUUAAAAACUGCAAGGGCGUUCACCGAGAUCGUUACCUACGUUUUAUUCGCCAUAUUGUUGUUUAUUGUUUGCUAUGGAAACCGUAAAACAACAAGGUUCGACCUUAAAGAUGAGAUGGUCCAUGUCAUGAGAGAUUACAAUAGGGUAAAGAAUAUAAGCGGGUUUUGGAACUGGACGGAGAUGAUCUUCAUUCCUGGAAUCUAUAACGCCACAUGGUACAAUGGUAAACCAUUCAGCUAUGAUGAAGGAUUUAUAAGCAAUAGAGAGAGCUACCUGGUUGGAAUGCCAAGAAUUCGUCAACUUCGAAUACAAACAGUAAAAUGUAUGAUUGCUGAAGACUACCCCGYCCUAGGUGUCCACAUACCACGAUGUCUUCCGUUUUAUAAAUCAAACUAUGAAUACAAGACCAAAUAUAAUAAGCCUGUUUGGAAGCCAAUCAACAACAUAUCAAUAUUCCGAACAUCAUUCGACCUGAGGAAGACCUGUCCACGCCCAUGGCGUUAUCAAGACGCCAUUGCGCUUAAUGCCCUUGCRUAUAAGGGAACUUACGCAAGCUACAGCGGUGGUGGUUACGUAGCGGACUUGGGCUACAACAACRAAAGUGCUUCAAGGGUUAUAGACGACCUUAAGAAGAAGGAAUGGAUUGAUAAUCGUACGGCUGCUGUCUUUGUAGAACURACAGUCUUUGAGCCAGCAACCUCACUGUACAGUGCAGUCAAAGUGCUGUUUGAGCGUCUUCCUACSGGUUCACUAAAACCAGCCAUUCGUGUGGAACCCCUCACUGUGUAUGGAUCAACUGAUCCUGGCUUUAAAAACGUCUUUCAAACGUGUCAACUCCUCUUUGUUGUAAUCGUAACUAUAUUGUUUGCCUGUGAAUGCUUCAAGGUUUACAGAAAAGGUUGCACCUACUUCUUGAGAUUCUGGAGCUGGCUGGAUUUGAUCCUMAUCACAUCUGCAUUACUUGCGAUGGGAACUYUAUUCUUUAAAGAGAAAUUCGUCAGUGAUUUUAUWAAAGGCGUUCACGACAAUCCAUUUCAAACGACAAGCACUGACUUCAUAGUUCUAUGGUCAAACAUCGAAGUUUAYUUGUUGUCCUUUGUCAUAUUUAUAAUGACCAUUAAGUUUUUAAGGCUUCUACGGUUCAACAAUCAUAUAGGAAACUUAAUGUUGACAUUAAAACACUCCACUAAAAACUUACAAUCAUUCUACGUGGUUCUGUUUAUUGUACUUAUUGCAUUUACCCAAGUAGGAAUGCUWCUUUUUGGGAAAAACAUUGAAAACUAUUCCUCUUUUAUUGGGUCUUUGAGCGUCGUUCUCCAGAAACUACUUGGAACAUCAAUGCAGCUGAGGAAAGUACAGAGAGUUAAUAAAGUCUUGGGGUCUAUAUACACGUUUGCAUAUUCUGUCACUGUCGCCUUUCUCUUACUUAACGUAUUUCUCAGUAUACUCAACACGUCGUACAAGGAAGUGCGAGAGUCUAGACGAAAAAGAACUAUCUCUAUUGCUCUACGAAGAUAUAUCGAGGAUUACAUGAAAAGCUUUUUCAGAGAGCUUAUGAAAGAGUUACACGACUUUGAAAAGCGCUGGAAGAGAAAAGGGGACAUGAAACUCGAAGAAACAGACAACUUGAUAGACCCAUGCAARGAACCGCUAGAGGCAAGCGACGAUGCUUCUUUUGAUGCAGGGGAACUCUGCURUGGUGCUGAAGAAGUAUUYGARUCGGACCCACUUUUCGAAUUGGUAGAAAAUGAGCAGAGCGACAUAAUCCGGUACCUCGUGCCUUUGGCAACCUUCGAUAACGAGGACGACAUUCUGGGAGAACUUGCCUGCUUGGAAGAAAUCAAAAUGAAUUUGCGGAAUAUAGAGCGCGAUCUCUUGGCAGCAACCAACGACGARGAYCUCUCAGAUGCAGUUAAUGCCGAGAUUGUGGAUAACAAAAGUGAGGAGAGCUUCAAAUUGGGAAGYACACUUUCUGUCUAUCUAUCGGUGGUCGAGCCUGAGCCGGAAAAGGUKGUAGAACAAGUUGAAAAGGAUGAUAUAUCAUUGUACAGCGUCUACAGCAACGAAGAAGGUGGRAUMGGUGAUGAACAAGACGAAACAGAAGAAAAAGAUCUCUAUAACGCUUUCCAUUCCAAGUCGGGAAUGUAUGCAAGUUUGAACAGCAUUAACGAACUUUGUGCGAAGGUCGAGCAAGAGAAGUCAAAUAACCAACUUCUUUCUCCGCAUCGUGGCAUCAACCUUACUCCAAGAUCAUUGCGACUGUAAUGCGCUGAGAAUACCGAGUCAUCUUCGGCACAUACGUUCUAUUGGGAAAAAGCUUCCAAGUUCUCUGUAGGAAAUAUAGACGGGCUACGGUCUCGACAAGCAAGGCUACAAGGGUUUCAUUUUAAAAUACGUAUAUAUUCACAACUGAACAUCUCCARAUACAUGAGUGGCAUAUCUGAACGCUACGAAACUCAUUCAACAAAUAAGCUAAAGCUUAAGGGUUUACAAAGUACAUUGAACCUACGGUCAUUCGAUGUGCGUAAUGUCAUACGACAGAGUAUAAGUAAAACCAUAACGAGUAAAAAAAUAAAAGCAAAUGUAC
Messenger RNA from Exaiptasia diaphana, 7605 nucleotides. RefSeq lists its product as uncharacterized. Gene Ontology annotation, cellular component: membrane. The transcript is spliced from 14 exons. Gene Ontology annotation, biological process: detection of mechanical stimulus. The record is from RefSeq and is a predicted model, not a curated record. Gene Ontology annotation, molecular function: protein binding; calcium ion binding; calcium channel activity. Lineage: Eukaryota; Metazoa; Cnidaria; Anthozoa; Actiniaria; Aiptasiidae. The coding region runs from base 342 to 7283 and encodes 2313 amino acids.